CGCGUUUUCCACGAGGGGCGCGCCGGCCCCCUCGCCGCAUCAGCCGGGAAAUUGCGCGGCGCUCGUCUCAGUCCGGCUCAGCCGUCGCGCUACGACGACGCCUCCGAGUCGCGCGCUACGAUCGCGAACCUGCGCUCGUUGCAUCUACCGUACGAACAGAGCGUGCGCGGCCAAAAUAGUGAGCUCGUGGCCGGGAGCGGUCGGACCCCGGUGAGAAUACAGUGGUCGCGGCGGCAUGCUGCGCGCGCUGCUGUUGCUGGCGCUGGCGGCGCUGGGGCCGGGAGCCGCGCGCCGCCACGCGCCCGACCUGCGCGAGGACGAGCCCGCGCGCCGCACCACCCGUCCCGCCGAAUGUUUGUUCGGCAAACAAGCUAUGGAGCUGGGUUCCAAGUGGUUUGCGGACUUGGGCCCACCCUUCGGCGUGAUGUACUGCAUCAAAUGUGAGUGUGUUGCGGUUCAAAAGAAACGGCGGGUGGUAGCCAAGGUACACUGUCGGAACAUCAAGAACGAGUGUCCCGAACCAUCCUGUGACACUCCCGUCCUACUGCCCGGCAGAUGUUGCAAGACAUGUCCCGGGGACCUCAACUCUCCCGACAUCGUUCAAGAAGACAGUCCAGUUGUCAUUACGACUGAAGAAGAUGAAAAAAACAUGAAAUAUUUCGCAUCAUUUCUAACCGGCCGGUCUCCGCUGUGUGUACGACGGGAUGACAUGUCAGGGGUACCUGUUGCGCACGGAGUAGCGACUGCUCGGUUCACGUUCCGGAGACGGCACCUCUACUGGUCCGUCCUCCUCAGCCCCUCCAUACAGACCCAACCUCGAGCACUCGCCUUCCUCGACAAAGAGGGUCGUGUGCUACUGGAACAGUCACUGAAGAGAAUACCCGGUAUCCACGCGACGUACGAAGAAAAAACAGAUAAGCUUUGUGGUGUCUGGCGUCGAGUGCCAAGACAAUACAAGACUUUACUGAGAGAUGGAGACCUGCACGUGGCCCUGCUGUGGGGCGAUGCGCGGAACAACUCCAUCGAUAGCGCUCUCAGCGGCAGAAUCGACAGGUACCCUGCCCUUUCGUCAGAAAUGUUCACGACAUUGUUGGAACCAGAACAUCCUCCUACUUCGAUUGGACAGGGGGCUUGUCAGGACUACCCAGCGUUAGAGUACGAAGACGGUUGGUGGGGAGGCACAGCAGUGAUCACGGCAGUGGCUGGAGCCACUCCCAGUCUGUACCUCGCUCUGGUCUUCAAUGGAGUAUUUCCAAAAACUGCAGUCACUCCACACCUGGUCAGAGUGAUCCUCACUCUCCCAGAAAAGAAUCAGACCAUCAUUGAUCAGGUGCAGAGGGUAAGCAAACCCCAUUAUGACUUCAAUGUCCUGGAGGUAUCAACUCCAGUGUCGGCUGCAGAACUGAGAUCUUUGGCUAGAGGUCGCUUACUUCUCACUGUGGAGGCUGUUGAAGCUCCUGAGAGGAGAAUCGUGGGAACUGUGAGACAGAAAGCAGCUUGUGAAGUGUACAAUACACCGCUGGUGUCCGAGAGGUUGUCCGCAACGCCUGCGCCUGAAGGACUUGCCUUGCUUUACAUUGACAAAGAAGGAUCGCUCGUCUAUGACAUACAGGUUGACAAUUUGGGUAUAACAGACCCUAAGAUAACUUUGGUGGAGGAGCAAGGCAAGCGUCACUCUCAGGUUGAGAUUCUGGACACCCGUAUUGGAGUACUGGCGCGACCUAGUGCCAGGAUAUUCCAGCCUUUGUAUGAAGAACAGCUUGCGGUUCAUAUUAGUGCUGAUACCGGUCCUCCAAUUCUCCGUGGUCGUCUGACAUCGCGAAUGCUACCUGAUGCAGCAGGGUCUGGUCCCGCUCUACUGCGAAGAACAGGACAAGUCAGGCUACCAGCUGCUAUGGCUGGGCUGGCGUGGCUGUCCGUGGACUCAUUAUGUGGACUAUAUUAUGAGACGGUGAUUACCGGUGGUAAUGCUCGUUCUUGGUCAUCCUGGUGGCUGGGGACUCAUCCUGGCACUGAAGUUGCAGCAAGAGAAUUAGGCGGUGAAGAAGGAUGGGUGUUAGAGCCGACCUCCGCUGAGCUGGUGGCGCUGCAUCUAGGAGCUUCAACCCUAGAGUUGCGAGCCCACGACAACGUAACUGUAAUCCUGCGCGCGCGAGUACCACAGAUAAGCGUGCCUCCAUCGUGUUUGCCAUCCGUGCCAGGGACGUCGGACAACGAGCUGAUCCCCAAGUAUACUCCAGGACCUUUAGAAGACCAGAUGACGGACUACUCCUUAUUCCGCCUCAAUUAUUGUACGCAAAGAGAUAAGUACUACAAGCUUGGAGAAACUUGGACAGAUACCGAGACAUGUUCAAAAUGCUGGUGCGUAUUGGGGAUGGUACGAUGUGAACCGGUACAGUGCCCACCUGUCAACUGUCUGGUGCCUACCAUCAAACCACCUGGACAAUGUUGCCCUAUUUGUACCAACUCUACGACUGCUGUUUGGUCAGAAAAUGGAAGCUGCGUUCUUGCUGGACAGAGCUACGCCCCAGGGUCAUCAUGGCACCCUUACCUAGUGCCUGGAGGUUACGACACGUGUGCCAUCUGCACGUGCAACUUUGCGACCAGACAAAUACAAUGUCCUAGAGUCAAGUGCCCACCACUACGCUGCAGUGAAAAAGAAGCGUACAGGCCGGACAAGAAAGCCUGCUGCCGUGUGUGCCCAGAGUUGAAAGCAAAGAAACCGGAUGAAGAAACUCCAAAAGACCAGGGUGCACCACGUACUGCCGAGGAGAUUCUGGCAGAAGGAGGAUGCAAGUUCCCCGACGGGCCACUGCCCAACGGCAAGGAAGUGCAUCCCUCUAUACAUUCGCAUGGAGAGCAGCGGUGUGUCACUUGUCGAUGCAAGGACGGGGAGGUGACAUGUGUGCGCAAACGAUGCGGACGAGCGGCGUGCGCGCGGCGACGGCGCGUGGACGCGUGCUGCGCGUGCACGCGACACCGGCGGCAGCGCGCGCCGCGCACGGAGCGGCCCGCGCCGCCGCCGCCCAGCUGAGCGUGCAGCCCGCCCGCGCGCGACACUCCCCGGACACAGUAUUACUGCGCCCGACCACCCCGUCUAUACCCCAGACUGCUCGUAGGCUAAGUGAGUGAGCGCGUAGCUCUAUAGACUGACAUAUUUUUAUGUACUCGUGCGAUUCGAAUGUGUCUCUAGUUUUAGUUUGCGUCAUCGGUGGCGUGCCGUCACCGAACCGAACGACCGGUGCGACUCACACGACACGCUGACUGACAGUUUCAGUGCAGUACAAGAUAUGACUCUUGUUAGCACGAGUAUGACGAAUACAGAAGUAAAAUUUUGCUACACUAUAUCGGGCAAGAUACAAUUGUUAUUGACUGUAUGGAUAAAAAUAUGAGGCUUGGCCAAUUAGAGGUUAUUGUUAUCAUCGGAGUGAGUGGAUGUGGCGGAGUGCGUCAGUGCGCGCGUUCGGUAGCGGCGACGGCGACGGCCGCGGCGUGACUCGGUAGGAGGCGGUAGGACGGUCGGCCGCGUGGAGGCUCGGAGUCGAUCGACGACGGACGGUAGCUUUACUGUGUAUUAUUUUAACGGCGUUGAAUAUUUACUUACCCACCGGUAUUUUAAUUGGUAUUAUGGUAACCCGAAAUUUAGGCGCAUUACAAUGAUCCGAUACUGAUUCGUAUUAUUUUAGUGGUAGGGCUCGAUCGCUCGGUCGUUAGACAAGGAUUGCGAGCGCGGUCGAUAACAGAUGUGCCAUAUUUUCUUAAAUGUAAAUAUAAAUUAUAAUUACUACUUAUGUGCAUAUUUAUUUACGUCUCUAUUGUAUAUGAUACGGGAUAACCGCACGUUUAGGUAAUCAUGUAUGAACCAUCACAAAUGCUAUCUUAUUGGUCGCCUUGUUUGUGCAUUUGCUUUUAGUUUUGUAUAUCGUAUAUUUAAUACCACGAGUGUCAUUACAUGUAAUGAUCGGUAACUCUAUUACCUGCGUUGUUUUAUCUAGUUGUAGUGGACAAGGGAGGAGAUAUUUAAUGUUAUAUUGUAGACAAUAACAACCGACAUAUUGGAAUUGAUGUUGCUUCGACUUAUAAUUACAUUUAUACAUAGUAAUGGAAUGUAAUCCCAGUGGCUUAUGCAUUGGAAUAUGCCUCGGAGACUGGAGUAAUGAGGUUUUCUUACACGUACAUCAAUAGACUUUAUAUGCGUUUGUUUUAAUAAAUUUUGUAAAUAUUAAUGUCAUUAUAGUUUACAUUUCAAGUGUAUACAUUGAUACCUAUAACGUAUUGUACCGAUAUAAAACAAUAUAAUAAUGUAAGGUGUAGUUUACGCAAACGUGACUAGUUUUGUUUAAUUACUAGUUUAACGGGUUAGUUACGUAAUUAAGGAAGCUAGUCCAAAUGUUUCGAUGUGAUGGAUAUGAAUGCCAUGUAGCUAGCGAUACGUCUGUUUUCAAUACUGAUUAUAAUAGGAAUUUAUUACUUGUAAGUUGUGUCCGAAGCUUGUAGUCACAGGGUGUACAAACUGAAGCGUUGUAGGUCAAGUGACGUGAUGAUACGCCUUUUACAAAUGUUAUGCGCGGGCGCGGUAAGGCGGCUUUAUGUAAAUUGCUAAUGGAUUAAUUUAGGCGCUGCAGUUUAUGCACCACGUGAUCAAAGUCCCCGGAUUUGAUAUUGUGCCGUUUCAGCACGUAUUUUAGCAAUUUGAUUUUUGUUUAAAGAGAGUCCAUUUGCCAAAAAUAAUUUGUAAAUGAUUUACGUACUUUUUUUUAAUUUUCACGUUUUGUUGUGGGUUCUAGUCCUGUCAAAAUUUUUUGAGGAGUUUGUUGUAUUAUUUAAAAAUGUUAGAUUGGCUAUUAUUAUUAUUAUUUUUAUUUUGACAUAACGAGAAUAUCACUCGGUUAAGCGCAAGAUUUAUCUUGGUUCUAAUAUAUUUUUUGUAUAAUCUAACAAUAGGAAGUUAGUCACCUAUGGCUUGCGAAUAA
Molecule: messenger RNA, 4973 nt
Organism: Spodoptera litura
Lineage: Eukaryota; Metazoa; Arthropoda; Insecta; Lepidoptera; Noctuidae
Gene: sog
Product: chordin short gastrulation
Biological process (GO): dorsal/ventral pattern formation; multicellular organism development; negative regulation of BMP signaling pathway
Molecular function (GO): BMP binding
Source: RefSeq, a predicted model, not a curated record